This is a messenger RNA of Tigriopus californicus, 1460 nucleotides long. It is a transcript of the gene Ahcy, whose product is annotated as adenosylhomocysteinase-like. The transcript has 3 exons. Lineage: Eukaryota; Metazoa; Arthropoda; Copepoda; Harpacticoida; Harpacticidae. Gene Ontology annotation, biological process: L-methionine cycle. Gene Ontology annotation, molecular function: adenosylhomocysteinase activity. The coding region runs from base 142 to 1440 and encodes 432 amino acids. Gene Ontology annotation, cellular component: cytosol. The record is from RefSeq and is a predicted model, not a curated record.
UUCUCGUCCUCUCAAUCGUCCUCCUUACUUGCUCGACUGUUGUUGAGAACACAUCUCUUCAGGAACCUCAGCCUGCUGUAGCGAUCUUUCGACCGGUUAUUCGUGUGUGUGAUUUCGAAUUUCGAAAUAUCCUCAAUCAACAUGUCUAAGCCAGCAUACAAAGUUGCCGACAUUUCUCUGGCUGAAUUUGGCCGCAAAGAGCUGGACAUUGCCGAGAAUGAAAUGCCGGGUCUGAUGUAUCUGCGAGCCAAGUAUGGAGCUUCCAAGCCGUUGAAGGGUGCCCGCAUCGCCGGUUGCCUUCACAUGACCAUCCAAACGGCCUGUCUCAUCGAGACCCUCAUCGAGUUGGGGGCCGAGGUGACCUGGUCGUCGUGCAACAUCUUCUCUACACAAGACCAUGCUGCCGCCGCCAUGGCCGCCAGAGGUGUGCCCGUCUAUGCUUGGAAAGGCGAGACCGACGAAGAGUACAUGUGGUGUGUUGAGCAAACCCUCGUGUUUCCCGAUGGAAAGCCUUUGAACAUGAUCUUGGAUGACGGUGGUGACCUUACCAAUUUGGUCCACGAGAAGUACCCUCAGUUUUUGGCCGAUAUCAAGGGUCUCUCUGAGGAAACCACAACUGGAGUCCAUAACCUUUACAAGAUGUUCAAGAGUGACAAACUGAAAGUUCCCGCCAUCAACGUCAAUGACUCUGUAACCAAAUCGAAAUUCGAUAAUUUGUACGGUUGCCGCGAGUCUCUUGUGGAUGGAAUCAAAAGGGCAACUGAUGUCAUGUUAGCCGGGAAAGUGGCCUUAGUCGCUGGAUACGGAGAUGUGGGUAAGGGGUCGGCUCAAUCUCUUAGAGGAUUUGGUUGUCGUGUAAUCAUCACUGAAGUCGACCCCAUCAAUGCCCUUCAAGCUUCAAUGGAAGGUUAUGAAGUUUGCACGGUAGAAAACGCCGUGUCGCGCUGUAACAUCUUCGUCACCACGACUGGUUGCAAGGAUAUCCUCACCGGAAAACACUUCUUGCAAAUGAAAAAUGACGCCAUAGUUUGCAAUAUUGGGCAUUUUGAUUGCGAGAUUGAUGUCAAGUGGUUGGAAGACAACUGCGUCAAGAAGACUAAUAUCAAACCUCAAGUGGACAGGUAUACUCUACAAAACGGAAAGAACAUCCUUUUACUGGCUGAAGGUCGCCUUGUGAAUUUGGGUUGUGCCAUGGGACAUCCUUCGUUCGUCAUGUCUUGCUCCUUCUCCAAUCAAGUCUUGGCUCAGAUUGAUUUGUGGACUAACCCAGGCAAAUAUCCCUUGGGCGUUCAUAUGUUGCCCAAGCUCCUGGAUGAGGAGGUGGCUAAAUCUCACUUGGAAGCUCUGGACAUCGAGCUUACCAAGCUCAGCUCUGAUCAAUCUAGCUACCUUGGUAUUCCCGUUGAGGGACCAUUUAAGCCUGAUCACUACAGAUAUUAAACACUUCGCGUCCUGUAUAA